Molecule: messenger RNA, 2064 nt
Organism: Sinocyclocheilus rhinocerous
Lineage: Eukaryota; Metazoa; Chordata; Actinopteri; Cypriniformes; Cyprinidae
Product: S-adenosylmethionine decarboxylase proenzyme-like
Exons: 5
Coding region: 203-904 (233 amino acids)
Biological process (GO): spermidine biosynthetic process; spermine biosynthetic process
Cellular component (GO): cytosol
Molecular function (GO): adenosylmethionine decarboxylase activity
Source: RefSeq, a predicted model, not a curated record
GUAUGGCCGGCGAUAUUAGCUAGCACUCGCCUACGGUAUUCUCUGUAAAAGGGAAGACGGUUAAAAAAAACAAGGCAACUACAUCUGGACUGCUCAAGAACUGUAACUAACCUAAUAAAUUAUAACAACCAACAAAGGACUAAUUUAACUGGGAUUCCAUCCGACGGUUUAAUUUCUGUUGUUGGAGUCUGUUUGUGUCACGAUGGAAGAGAGCAGUGCACACUUCUUCGAGGGGACCGAGAAGCUCUUGGAGGUGUGGUUCUCCCGAGAAGACGAAAGCAAAGGAACCGGGGAUCUGCGCACUAUCCCCAGAUUUGAGUGGGACAAACUUCUGGAGAAUGUGCAUUGUUUGAUUAUAAGUGUGACAAAGACUGACAAGCAGGAAGCUUAUAUACUCAGUUGCUGGAUGCUGGUCCAUUUACUAGUACCAGUGUAUCAUGUUCGUACUUUAUGCACACCAUUUAUUUCUUUAUUCAGUGAGGUGUCUUUAAGGUUAUCUGUGGUGUCUUCACAGAUGAGUGGAAUUCGUGACCUGAUUCCAGGUUCAGUGAUUGAUGCCACAAUGUUCAACCCUUGUGGAUACUCCAUGAAUGGAAUGAAAACGGAUGGAACUUACUGGACGAUUCACAUCACCCCCGAACCAGAGUUCUCCUAUGUCAGCUUUGAAACCAACCUCUCCCAGACGUCUUAUGACGAGCUUAUCCGCAAAGUCGUGGAUGUCUUCAAACCAGGGAAAUUUGUGACAACGCUUUUCGUCAAUCAGAGCUCCAAAUGUCGUAGCGUUUUCUCUUCGGCUCAGAAACUGGAGGGUUACCGCCUCCUGGACCGCCAGUCGGCGCACUUCAACGACUACAACUUCGUCUUCACCAGUUACGCCAAGAGCCGCCAGCAGAAGCAGAGCUGAACCUCCGAAAUGAAGAAGCGUAAAAAGAAAUCGUGCGGCUGGCGGCGCUUGUGCGUGGCGUCUUCUGGCUGUAGAUCUUCCCCGAGUUUAACAUUUAUGCAUACCUGUACCUGUGACGUAGAUAUCGUGCAUGAAAGCUCUUCUCGUGUCUCUGUAGAUAUUCUAGCCCAUUCUUGCUGUGAUCUUGAAGUGCAUGUAGAGCUCUUGAACGUGGCGGUGGUGGUGUGUGUGAGGCAUGUCACACCAUCAUCCCAGUACAUGCAAUGCUCCCUUCCCUUCCUGCAAGUGUCCCCUCGCAUCCCCCACAGACAGGGUUUCCGACCUCACUAGACAAGGACCCUGACACGCUCGGAUCCGAAGCGAGCUCAUCAGUGUGCGAAGAGGUUGGGUUGACUUGCAUUUCAUUUCUUUUAACACAUUGGUAAUUUUUCGGCACUCAGCACGUGUUCAGCUCAACUGUGUGUAGCUAGCUAACUACUCUGACAGUGUGUGAAGAAGUCCUGAAAACAAACUUAAAAUAUUCCUCGUCCAUCGUACUUUCUUUAACCCUGCAGGCAGCUGUGUUUAUUCGGUGUGCUAGAGAAGUGAGCGUUGAGUUGAAGUUGAGGAACAUCGAUGUCGACAGCCUGAGCUUCUUUUAGGGGCUGUUUUGGAAAAUAAUACAGAGAAGUGAAUGUUACUUAACUGUUGCCUUAAGUGUCAAUAACAUAUACUCUGCAAUAUAUAACCAUUAUGGUGAAAGUCAGCCGUUGUCUUCCUUUCCUCAAAAUCAAAUGGCAUUUAACAUGAAUGUAUUAAAAGUAAAAACAUUAGUUAGUUGAAAGGUGACUGUUCUAUAAAGAAUGGAUUUUUCUGAAUAAUGUAGCGAGUGCAGAAGAAGCCGUUGAAGAGGGAAUGGUGAAGGACCCUGGGGCUGUCCAGCACAGAGCCUGCUCAAUGCACGCCUUUGAAUUGAAACGUUUACAGACACAGCGAAAUGAGUCCUCUCUCUUUUUCUCUACAGUAAGCACACAAUAGGCGCGCACCGAUCUGAGCAUGUCAGGGCUGACCCGGAUCAUUCCACACCCCACGCCUGCAUAAAGUGCAGUUUUAUUAAUUCCCUUUUUUUGCAGUAGAUUUGUACACCUCUCCAGAUCAUGCUCUCUUUGUGCAUUGAGAAA